Molecule: messenger RNA, 3813 nt
Organism: Alternaria atra
Lineage: Eukaryota; Fungi; Ascomycota; Dothideomycetes; Pleosporales; Pleosporaceae
Exons: 6
Coding region: 1-3813 (1270 amino acids)
Biological process (GO): circadian regulation of gene expression; entrainment of circadian clock by photoperiod; regulation of DNA-templated transcription
Cellular component (GO): cytoplasm; nucleus
Molecular function (GO): FAD binding; DNA binding; zinc ion binding
Source: RefSeq, a predicted model, not a curated record
AUGCCACCAAAACGUAAAGCGAGCAUUCCCCUCAACGCGGCAUCUGCAAACAACUACACCGAUGUAUCCGGCGACGCACCCAACAAGCGCUCGCGCAUUGCCAAACCCCUCCAGAAAGCCUUCACAAACGGCGCGCCACCCCCAGAAGCGAUAGCGAGAAACACUGAAAAUGGGGCGCCUGGACAGGCAGUGAAGAACGAAGAAGGAGGCUUUGAUCACUCGAGACCGGAAGAGAGGGCAGGUAUAGUUGACAGGCGAUACUAUCCUGCUGAGAUGAGUAAUGAGCGAUGCGCCCUGUACAAUGCAAAUGAGAUACCGCGGCCAAUUGAGGUACUGGGAAAGACGCUGGAGAGCACAAAGCAUAGGCGCCAAGCUAUCAGGGAAGCAAGUAAGGCGCAGUCCGGCGAUGCGGUGGUACACUGGUUCAAGAGGGAUCUGCGGAUCAGAGAUAACACAGGCUUGUCACAGGCUGCCAAACUAGCCAAGGAGAAAGGGGUGGGCUUAAUAGGCGUGUGGUUCAUGAGUCCACAAGACUGGGAAGCUCAUCUGGUCAGCCCGCCGAAGUGUGAUUUCGAGCUGCGCUCCGUAGACUCACUGAAGAAGGAGCUCGAAGAAUUGGACAUCCCACUCUACGUUGAGACAAUUCCGGAGAGAAAGAAUGUAACAAAGCGACUCGUAGAGUUGGCGGAGGAUUGGAAUGCGAAGAAUGUGUUCUGCAACCUGGAGUAUGAACCUGACGAGCUGCGGCGAGAAGAGCGUUUAGUACGCAAGAUGCUGGAGAAGGGUAUCAACUUCGAACCACAACACGAUGACUGCAUUGUACCGCCUGGAAGUCUUAAGACGGGUGGAGGGAAGCAGUACGCGGUGUAUAGCCCUUGGUAUCGGGCAUGGGUUGCAUAUCUUCACGCCCAUCCGCAUCUCUUGAACGAGCGACCGAUGCCUGAACGUAAUCCUCCCAAAUUCCGCCAAGCUUUCACUCAGCUCUUUGACUCCAAGGUCCCUGACCUUCCAGAUUGCAAGUCGUUGACCCCUGAAGAGAAAGAUCGUUUCCAUCAUCUGUGGCCCGCAGGCGAAUCCGCAGCCAUUGACCGCCUCGAACGCUUUUUGGUGGAAAAGAUCGGCAAAUACAAGGACACGCGCAAUUUUCCAGCUAAGAACAGUACAGGACGCGUAAGCCUGCAUCACGCAGCUGGCACGCUAGCGGCACGAACCAGUGUGCGUAUGGCAAGGGACGUCAAUAGUGCGAAGAAGCUUGAUGGUGGUAAGGAUGGUGUCAAAGGUUGGAUUGGAGAAGUAGCAUGGCGGGACUUCUAUCGGCAUGUCCUUGUACACUGGCCCUACGUUUGCAUGAACAAGCCCUUCAAGUUCGAAUACACAAACAUCGAAUGGGAGUACAAUGACGCACACUUCCAGGCUUGGACCCAAGGUCGCACAGGCUAUCCUAUCGUCGACGCAGCAAUGCGUUGCCUCAACCACACCGGCUACAUGCACAACCGCCUCCGCAUGAUCACAGCCUCCUUCCUUGCAAAACACCUCCUGCUCGACUGGCGUCUCGGCGAACAAUACUUCCUCACGCACCUCAUAGAUGGCGACUUCUCGUCAAAUAAUGGCGGCUGGGGCUUCAGUGCAUCAACCGGCGUAGACCCACAACCAUACUUCAGAAUCUUCAACCCAUGGAUACAGUCCGAGAGGUUCGACGAAGAGGGAGAGUUUAUCAAAUUGUGGGUACCAGAGCUCGAGGAUGUGGAGGGGCCGGCUAUACAUAAUCCUUAUGCUGCGGGUGGGAAGGCAGCACAAACCGCGAAGGCGAAAGGCUAUCCUGAGCCAGUAUGUGAUGAAGAUCGACCCAAAUGCAGCUCAUGCAAGAAGAAAGACCGACCAUGUACCUACUCCUACGGAAAAGCUUCGGUAUUUGUGGUGCAGGACCCAGUCCAGUUGACCAAGCACGGAAAAUCAAAAACCGCACCCAUCACAUAUUCCCUGACCUCUUCUGGUGAAGACGCUGGCUUAUCUUCAACAAAGUCUUUGGAUCUCCGUGUUACAACCGAAAGGCACACGGAGGACGGACAAGGCUGCUUCCAGACCCUAGCACUAGGCUCGAAGUUUAAGAGCCAUGCCUCGAAGAAGAAGAUAAACAAACAGCAACGUGCGCUUGAGGCUUACCUCCGGAAGCUACGGGAAGAGACAGCCCUCAUAUCUUACCAGCCAUCCUCUCCUGAAACCACGUUGAUCGCCCGAUAUGUUGGUAUGCUGGGACCCGACCCUACGGGAAAGCAGCCUUUUGAGAUAUUGGGAACCUGGAUACAGUCCAUACCUUCGCGCAUCGGUUCAAACAGAAUGCUAGACCUGGCUGUUGAGUUUUUGGUUGAUAGCUAUGGGACGUUUCGAGAUGACAUGCACUCGCGGCGAAAGGUCGCCAAAGCGUCGAAAGCCAAAGCAUUGAAAGAACUUCAGCUCGUUGUAAUGAGCGCGGAUAACAAACCAACGUAUGAUGUCUUGUUAGCAACAAAGUUGCACUACGCUGCGGAGGCUCUCUUGGGGCUGGAUACCAUGUACCACGCCAUACAUGCAUUCGGUCUCGCCGAACUGCUGAGGUCGGGAUCAGUGUCGGAGGUUGAUGAUGAGCAUUUCUGGGAUCUGAUCGACAACACUUAUAUUGACGAUGUGAAUGAGGCGAUGUUGGCAGGCCGCACGUCCGUAUAUUAUAACGAUUUCUAUUUGUCAGCUACAUACCCGCCACCGAUCGACUCUAGCGCAAUCGUACUAUCGCCAUCGCAAAGAGCAUCGAUGGCCAUUAUGCACGUCUUCAUUCAGUGCCCCUAUGCGGUAUCCUUGAUCCGGAACGCCAUCGCGAACCCCAACGACACGAGUGCCCUUGCGACCGCCAUGUCGCACCUAGAGUGUCUGAUACAAAUUGAUCUUUCACAACAUGUAUCUGAACUGAUGCAAACAUCAGUUUCUUUUGUAUCUAUACCGCCAUCGCCGGACAUCGCCGACCUGAUGCUUGAUACGUUAGAGUUCGACUCAGUACGAAGUAUGAUUCUCUGCACAAGAUACUGGAUGUUGCAGACGGUACUUUGCGGUCUUGCGGACACGUUAUAUCGACACUUCCCGAUCGAGGCUGGAUUAUCGCUGCUUCCGUCGCCUCAGCAACUACGAGCCAUUGAUAUUGAUAGCGCACUACAUAUCGCAAAGUCGUUAAGAUGGGCAAACUCUAUUUCUCAAGAUCUACCACUUGUAACACUACGCUUACACACGCCGCUUCAGAUGACGAUCGGCCCAUGGCACCGCACGAUACGAGAAAUCACUACCCAACGAUCACGAUCUGCCUCACCAAACAUCCUCCCCGAGAUUGCUACAGAGCUAUCACGCGCCGAGCGCAUGAAGGCCUGGGUGAUCGGUCAAUGCAACUUGAUACACAUUCAGUGGAACGUAUCCGUUGUCGAUGAACAGCCCCUUCUGGAAGCUCUCGAUACUAUGGCUGGAGAGAAGAUACCAGAUUGGCUUCCUAUACGUGUGCGCUUCGAAGCCGAAGACGGCGAAAUGGUUAUGAAGUUGGACUACGAGAAUAAAACAGGAAGCUUCUCACAGAAGAUUGAUGUCAACACUGAGCCCCCGCCCAAAACACGAAUGCCGCAUCCUGGAGCUAAGGGCCAAGAAUGGCAGAGGAAAUACCUUGCAGUACAAGAGCUGCCGCUUAGGGGUGGCCAGAACGAAGAAUGCGUGUUUGGCUCCGAGUUGGACUACCAGACCUGUGGACUUCAUCCACAGCACCGGGAGGAACUUGUGCUCAACUUCUGGGUGGUGGCCUGA